AUGCUGCGCAUGUUCAUCCUGCCCAGCUCCCGUUUCCCAUACGCCUCGCUGACCAUUUGCAGCCACAGGGGGCAGCGCUUCGUGCUUGCCAUGCAGGGAGCCCCCUGGGCCAGCCCGCUGAGCCAGCACCUCCCCGUCCACGUGACCUUGGCGAGGGCGGAGGGGCCUGGGCAGCAAGCCCGCCUCGGCCACGGCAUAAGGCACCGGGCGCCCUCGCUGCAGGUCGCCUCCCGCGCGCGAGCGUUCGAGCUUGGCGGGCGGAGCAGCCCGCACUCUGCCCUCUGCAUCCUCGAGAGGCGCGCGCCUCCGCCCGGCAUCCGGCCCGCCCGGCCCGCGGGGCUUGCCGGGGCGAUGCCCGCAGACGCCGCCGCGGCAGCCGAAGACGCCGCCGCCGCCGGGGCGGCAGGCGGCAGCUCUGCCAGCAAGCCGGCGGUGGCCGCCUCCGAGGAGGUGGAAGAAGAGGAAGAUGAGUUCGACCGCUUGCAGAGGCUGGCCCGAGAAAAGCAAAGAGCUCGCCGGAAGUACCGGAACAAAAAGUUGCAGUACCAGUUCCUGUUCAAGGCCGGCGCCUUCAUCAUCAUGUUGACGAUCGUGCUCAUAACCAAGAAGGUUCAGGCAUGGAUGGGGCAUGGAAAAGACAAGGAGGGCGCCAAAGCCGCCCCAUCGCCGCCCGGGCCCGAGCCGCCGCUGUUUCCCGUGCCGGAGUCGACGCUCCCCGAGAAGGGCGAGCUUUGA
Molecule: messenger RNA, 735 nt
Organism: Prorocentrum cordatum
Lineage: Eukaryota; Dinophyceae; Prorocentrales; Prorocentraceae
Source: the annotation of a GenBank genome assembly